AUGUCUCAUCAGCAUCUUGUCUUAGGCCUCCCGCGUGUCUUGUCGUCGCUGCCGCCUUCGCUUGCACCGCCGUGCGGUCACUGCGUCGAGGGUCGGCUGCGCGCCACCCCUCACUCCUCCUCCCUUCGUCCGGCCACCGAGCCUUUUGAGACGCUCCACUUGGAUGUCUGGGGCCCCGCUCCUCGCCUUGGCCCUGAGCGCGAGCGUUUCUUUUUUGUGGUCGUUGACGACUUCUCCCGCUACACCACAGUGUUCCCCCUGGCGAAGCAGUAUGAGGUGACUUCUACGCUGAUCAGGUACGCCGCUCACCAGCUGAAUUUCUGGCCACGCGUCUCUCGGCCAGAGGCUUCACCGACCAGUUUUUGGACCGGGUCCCCUGGUGUUGCGUCGAGGUUUCGUGUCCGGGGUUGCUUGGCUCUUGUCCGCGACACUUCCACGGACAAGCUCUCGCCUCGCGCCAUUCCCUGUGUCUUCCUUGGUUUCCCUGAGGACUCCUCUGACUUCACCUUUUAUCACCCUCCCUCUCACCGGUUCUUUGACUCCCGUGACGUCCGUUUCGAGGAGUCCACCCCCUACUACGUCAGGUGUGUCCCAGGCUACCCCUCCCCCCUCGGUAGCCCCUCUGGUGCAGCCUCCUUCCCCGCAGUCCUCCUCGCAGCGUGCUGCGGACCCUGUGGGAGCCGGUACUCGUGA
This is a messenger RNA of Closterium sp. NIES-65, 693 nucleotides long. The record is from the annotation of a GenBank genome assembly. NCBI's taxonomy places the organism in Eukaryota, Viridiplantae, Streptophyta, Zygnematophyceae, Desmidiales, Closteriaceae.